GAUGCCCAACGGAUGCUGCGGUGGCGGAAAUAACUACUCCGUGUGCUGCUACAGCACCCCCAGCUGCUGCAAGACCCCGAUGUGCUGCAGCUCCAUGCAGUGCUGCAGGCCCUGCUGCAUGCCCAUGCAGUCCUGCUGCAUGCCCAUGUCCUGCUGCUACACCAUCCGCAGCAACAACAGCGGCUGCUGUGGCAGCAGCUGCUGCGGCAACUGA
Passer domesticus (house sparrow) is the source of this 214-nucleotide messenger RNA. RefSeq names its product keratin-associated protein 4-11-like. The record is from RefSeq and is a predicted model, not a curated record. The transcript has a single exon. Lineage: Eukaryota; Metazoa; Chordata; Aves; Passeriformes; Passeridae. The coding region runs from base 2 to 214 and encodes 70 amino acids.